Condylostylus longicornis is the source of this 1859-nucleotide messenger RNA. RefSeq names its product T-complex protein 11-like protein 1. Gene Ontology annotation, biological process: signal transduction. NCBI's taxonomy places the organism in Eukaryota, Metazoa, Arthropoda, Insecta, Diptera, Dolichopodidae. The coding region runs from base 145 to 1533 and encodes 462 amino acids. The transcript has a single exon. The record is from RefSeq and is a predicted model, not a curated record.
UUCUGUUGUUGAUUGUCUAUAACUCAAUUUUCAAUAAAUUUGUGACUUAAAAGAAAUUUCUUUGUCUAAAAAAAAUAAUAAAUAAAUUACUUGUUCGCAAAAUUAAGUGUGAAUCAUUUUUUGAUAUAAAAGAACAGAAACAAAAUGCCUGAUGAUUCACUGAAAAGAAGCUCCAGCUUUGAACUGAAAAAGGAAGAAGAAAUUGAAAAUAGGUCAUCUAUUAACAGCUUGGGAACCACUGAGGAUAUGAAAUUUGUUUUAAUCAGCUCAAAUGGCAGUCCACCGAAGGUUUUGUCUUUCGAUGAGGUGUCUCAAUUGUCGAAAAAUCUUGAAAAUAUGGCUUUAAUACAUGAAAUUGCCUUGAAUCCUGAUUUUAAGUUAAAACCUUACGAACCAUGUAACACCUUAGAAAAGGUUGUUAAAGAAAUGAUGCAUAAAGCUUUUUGGAAUGUUUUAAAAGAGCAACUAAACAGUAAUCCUCCUUGUUAUGAUCAUGCUUUGCAAUUGCUCCGUGAAAUUAAAGAAUGUUUUCCUUAUAUAAUAUUAGAAAAAAAUAAAAAGGUUUUGGAACUCAUUAACGAAAAACUGGAUCCGUCCAUAAUAUAUGAGCAGGCUAGAAAUAACUCUCUAAAUUUUAGGGCUUAUGCUGAUUUUGUAAUUGAUAUAUUAGCGAAAUCUUGUGCUCCAAUAAGGGACGAACAAAUACAAAACUUAACAAAAAUUGAAGAUGUUGUUGAAGUGUUCAAAGGAAUAUUGGAAGCGAUUGCUGUAAUGAAAUUGGAUAUGGCAAAUUGUAUUUUAGAACUUACAAAAAAUGAACUUAUUGCCAACGCUAUUGAAUACGAAAAACUCAAAUUUCAGGAAACAUUAAAAUAUGAUAAAAAUUUUCCAGGGAUAAAAAUGUGGCUAAAACGAAAUGAAGUUAGAUUCGAAAAUGCCAGCAAAAUAAACUCCAAUGAAACCAUUUUUAGAGCAUAUAUAGAACUUUUAGAUUGGACAACGAGUAAUAUUUAUCCUGAAGUUUUUUCGCAUGACAAAAGCAGAUUAGAAAGAUUGUCUACUACAGCAAAAAAAUUAUGCUUUCUGUCUACUAUUUGUGCAGUUUUGCAAUCGAUUCCUCUAUUUAAAAAAGAAAGAUUAAAAAUGUUUUCCAAUGAAAUUCUUAUUCUUCUUGACGCUGCGGGAUCUGAAAUUGAUUUUCAAGACUCUAGGGAAAGUAUUUGGAUUCAUAUUCUUGCAACUUUUUCUCAAGGCAAUGAAAGUCAAAUGCGUGUUGACAAUGAUAAUUUAAAAGAAAACUUUUUUUAUGCUAUUGCAAAGGGUUCACCUGUUUAUUGUUUAAUGUGGAAAAGAUUAAUAACCUAUAUUUGCAUAAUUUUAAAAACUAAGAAUUCCCCUCCUCCCCCGCCUGGUUAUGAGAUUUAUGAAACUGAGCUAAGAACAUUUGCGCUGAAUUUCAAACGAAUUGUUAUGUACAACUAUUCAGUUUAUGGAGAGCAUUACUUAAAAGUUAUACAAGAAAAUGAAAUAUGAGGAAACUUGAUUUUCAUCUAAUCCGAGUUCUUUUUGUGAAUGGGACUUGAAAUGAAAAAUUUUUACUAAAUGAAUAUUAGCUGUAAAUUAAACCAAUUUAACAUGCCUAUAAUAUUGCACGAUAAAAAAGUUCACAUAAAUUAUACAAUAAACUUACUGAUAAAUGGUUGACAUUUUCGAUUCCAAUUCAAAUAUUGGAUUAAAACAUUUACAUAAUUUCUACAAAAAUUUCGCAUGAAGUUACUGUAUAGUAUAUAAUAAGCAUAUAUAUAUAUAUAUAUAUAUAUAUGAAUAUGUAAGUACAUAUUAAUAAAUUAAUGAAAACU